Moneuplotes crassus is the source of this 1627-nucleotide messenger RNA. The record is from the annotation of a GenBank genome assembly. NCBI's taxonomy places the organism in Eukaryota, Ciliophora, Spirotrichea, Euplotida, Euplotidae.
UUUUAAAAUGGAAGACCUUAUUAAUUUUGAAGGGGAAGAUAACGCUGGGAGUGGACAUGCAAACGCCCUUGGUGGUCUAGGUGAUGCCUUCUUUGCUUCAAACACUCCAGGUCAGACUCCUGAAGGGAAAGAAGAGUGAAAAAUUGACCCUGGAAACGAUCUUAUCAAUUUUGAUGAACCAAGCAGAACCAAUAAUCUGAUUGACUUCGCAGGCAUUACUGAUGAUGUUAUUCAACUAGACCACGAUAGUGAUGACGAUCAGGAAGUAGAGAGCGAGUUCGGGCCAAUCGAGCAAGGACAGAAGAGAAUAAUUGUAGCUUAUAAUGACCUCAAAUUCCCUGUUAAUUGGUACGAGGAUACCCCUCUCUCUGAUGUUAGAGAGAUGGUGAUCUGUGCUUGAGACUCAAUUAUUGAUUCUGGAUUUGAGCUUUUGAGCCCAGAAGAUGGCCAGCCUUUAGAUCUCACAAAAGUUAACAACAUCAAAGGAAGAGGAGAAAAAUAUACAAUCAUUAAGGCAGAUGAGAAGAAUGAAUAUGAAAAUUUGUUAGGUGAUAGAUGGCGUAAAAUCGUUCUUGAAGUAGAGCCUCUCAGACAUAUUGAAGCCCAGAAAGCUAUUGAAUACAUGAGGCUUGGUAGUAAUCUCCUCAGGCAUUAUGACAACCAGUAUCCCAAUAUCCGGCUAUUCCAGCUCAGUGAUGAUCUGAAGAAACUCAUGUGGUUUAGUGGCACCAAAAGUAUCGGCGAUUCUUACAUAGAUUUGAGGAAGAUUUCUAACAUUCAAGUUGGCCAGAAGACCAAGAGGUUCAAGAAGUAUCCUCAGCCUGCCUUGGAGCAUCUUUCGUUCUCGAUUCAUUACAAAAUCAAUAAGAAAAAGGAAGACUCUUUGGACCUAACUUGUAAGGAUGAACUCGAGUUUGAUUUAUGGGUAACUGGAAUUAGAGCGCUUUCAUACCAUUUUAAGAACUUUCCGAUCUCUAAAAUGCUACUUUUGGGUCACUCCCGUGCUUUUAAUGAGGAGCUUCGGAACAAGAAGAUUGGCGAAGCCAAUAAGUUCUUGGUUGAGAAAGAUCAAGACAAGUAUGAAUCUAAACAACUGAUUGAUUGUUUGAGAGGCAAGCCUCUGAACACCAGCCAGUUGCAAGAUAAGAUAGUCAUUCUCGGGAAGAAAUUAAGAAGUAAAAGGCAACGGGUCGAAGAGCUAGCAGAUGAUAUCGCACAUAAUCCAACGGGUGAAUCCGUUGGAAUGGGGUACAAGAUGCUCUCCUCUGGUCCUGAGAAUGAUCUCAGAGGUGACAGCUUGGCUGCAGAUGAUGAUUUCGAUGAGAAAGCAGACGGUAAGGACAUCCAGAUUACCAGAAUGCUAGAUUUGUUGGAUUCUUCAGAGAAAGGACUCAAUGAAGUUAAAAAUACUCUGAAAGUGUAUACAGAUAAUGAUAAUUCAAUUCCUAAAGAUUUUGAAGGUGUUCCUAAAAGAUACAAAUCUGAUCCUUUGAGAUACCUAGACUCACUGGUCUGGAAGAUUGAGAUAGACAUUGAGAAUGUUGAUGAUAUUUGAAAAAGACUCAAAGAUGACAGCCACCAGACCAUCAGAGAGCAGCUGAAGAGUUUCAUGCCAUCCAUUUUCUAA